Messenger RNA from Physella acuta, 5134 nucleotides. RefSeq names its product SCL-interrupting locus protein homolog. Gene Ontology annotation, biological process: mitotic spindle organization; protein localization to centrosome; smoothened signaling pathway. NCBI's taxonomy places the organism in Eukaryota, Metazoa, Mollusca, Gastropoda, Physidae. Gene Ontology annotation, cellular component: microtubule organizing center. The record is from RefSeq and is a predicted model, not a curated record.
CAAAACCGGUGGCUAACACUUGGAUUUUCUUUUUGAAUUUAAAUCUAGUUAUUUAAUAAUCGUCAGCUUACCAGAAAAUAAAUAAAUGAAAAACCUUUAAUGGAUUUCCCAAAGACAAAACAGUGUCUGUGGGAUACAACAAGUACUGGUCCAGCAACUUACCUACAUUUAAAUUAUUACAGAAAACCAAAGAUUUGCAUCCCUGAGAAAAUAUUGAGGCUUGUCCAGCACCAGUGUGAACACUACUCACAAUGGAAUCACAAAUUAAUUGCUAGUUUAGUUGUUGAAGAUGACGAGGAAGGUGUCCAGUUUCAAGUGGAUAGGCUAGACACCCUGCAAGCUCAUCAAACUGAUGCAUCAUGCUUAGUACCAGGAGAUUUAAUUAUUCCAUUUGAAGUAAGCAAUAACAAAGCCAAAGAUCGCCAAGGCUCAGCUGAAUGUUAUGCAGAUGCUUUUAAUAAGUUACAUCAGAGAUGUAGCAGUAAAGCUAGCAUUGAGCUUUCCAGCUUCAUGGAGCUGUAUGGCUGGGCAUCAUUCUAUAGUAACAGCCAUACCUCAGUGGUACACAUAGAUUUUGAUAUGAUCACCUUGGAGACGGUGAUUAAGGCCACACCCAUCAACCCAAUUCCCAUUGUCUUAACAGCAUUAUCAAAAAAUCUGGCAGGUCCUAUGAGUUUAAGCCACAUGCAGGGAUUACCUAAAACUGGGUAUCUUACCAUGGAUCACACUAGGAAGUUGCUUCUUGUUUUAGAAUCUGAUCCAAAGACAUCAAAUCUUCCGGUUGUUGGGAUAUGGGUUUCUGGUGUGGAAUUGGUUCAGCAUCCUUUUGUUUGGGCUGCAUGUCUGCGCUACAUUCAUAAUGUCCAUCUCCAAGACAGAGUGUGUAAAGCCACAGAAGAGUUCCUCAUCCUGCUGUACACCCCUCUGCACUCACGACCUGAGUUUUACCAGGCCAACACAACCACUGACAAGCUUAACUUCCAGCUCUGCUCAGGGCAUGAAGUGACCAACAUGGUUAAGUCUCUAUCAAGUCCAUCUGACAACAUAACAGAAUUAGAACUUGGACCUGUGUAUGAUGGGGAUAAAAUGGUAUACUUUGAUGCAGCCAAAGCCAAGCAUUUGGUGUUUUUAGCCAAUAAAGCUGGGCACUUCUCUAGCUUAGCUGAAGAUCUACAACCACGGUCUGCCCCAGCCCCUCACACUGAAAAUAUUCCAGCCAUUGCUCCUAUGGUACCAGAUGUUUCCAUUCUGUGGAAUGAGGCUUCCCCACACUAUGAACCCACAAGCGGUAUGGCGCCUAAACAAGCCCAAAGUCACAUGAUGAGCCCAGCUAUGAAUUCAUGUCAAUCAAAUGUGAUGUGGAAUUCUCCAGGCCCACCAGACAAGCUGUUCAAGAGUCCAUUUUACACCCAACCCAAAGAUCCUUAUCAGACGCAGCAGAACUCGGCUACAGGAUUAAAAUAUUCACCCCAUCAAGAAAUCACGUCUGUGGUUGGUAGAAAAAGCUUGACCUUGUCCUCUGUUGGACAGGCCCAGCUACAUUCUCCUAGGUCAGAGACCUUGACCUUUCCCCAAAAUAGCAUCCCAAGGUCACAGGUCAUGACCACUGCACUACGCCAGGAAGUUCUGAGAUCAGGUGGUCCCAAAAGCCAGGCUAGCACCUCAGCUGUUGGCCACCAGAGUCCACGCUAUCCUGGUUCACCAUUGUCUCAGCAUUAUCCACACAACGCAGCAGCUGCAAAUAGUUCCACUGCAUCUAACAGUAUUAGUACUACUACUGCAGUCCAGAGCUAUGCACUGCACCCAACUACACCUCUAGCACAACACUACAUGCAGAAUGGCAGUGCAUCUAUAGCACAGAACUUUGUAUGCAGUGCUAAUUCACCUUCAGCGCAGAACUUUAUACACAACACUAGUGCACCUUAUACCCAGAACUAUGUACUCAACAAUAGUGCGCCUUCUUAUGUACAAAGUCCUAGUGCACCAUUUACCCAGAACUAUGUACACAACAGCAGUGCACCUUCUUAUGUACAAAGUCCUAGUGCACCAUAUACCCAAAACUAUGUACACAAUACUGCACCUUAUGUACAGAGUCCUAGUACACCAUAUAACCAAAACUUUGUUCACAACAGUAGUGACCCUUUUUGUGUGCAAAGUCCUCCUGCACCAUAUACCCAGAGCUAUGUACCUCACCCAGUAACAUCCUUAGCUCAGCACUAUGUACACAAUGCUCCUCCACUCAGUUCUGGAACACAUUCUAAUCAGAAUAAUGUACACACUCCAAGAAACCCCUCAAAUCAAAACCAUGUACCUGGUACUCCUACAAAUCAAGAUCAGAACUGUGCUUAUAAUGGACCUCAGUACUCACUAGUUCCAUUUUCUGGUUCACAACAAACGUCACCCAAAACAAGUAAUGGUAGCAGCAACACCCAACAGCCUGCCUAUGCUGAACCCAGGCACAACAACGCACAGUUUCUGAGGACUAUUGUGGAAGAAACGUUUUCUUCGCUAGAACCACAAGCUAAAGAAGACAGAUCUGAGAGUGAAAAUCACAGCGCACAUUCAGGGGAGAUGGACGAUGAUGACAGUGGUCUAAGUGUCACCCCGGACAAAGUAAACCCCGCCAAACAGACAGUGACGUCCCUUGGUCAAGACAACGCUAGACGAGACCAACUUCCUGUCUCUGAGUCCCUGAAAUGGGACCAGGUCCCCGCUGAUGUCCGUGCCUUACUUGUCCAGCAGCAGGAGCAGAUCAAACAGCUACAGCAGCAGAUACAACUUUUGAUGCUGGAGAAAUCCAAAGCUGCUGACCCCAGUCCUGUAGUGACACAAAUACCACCGUCCUCUGCUAAACAGAGCCCAACGCAGGAGAUUUCGCCUCAGCAUUUAGACUCUCUAGAACCAACCAGACCUAAAGAUACAGCUCCUAACCAAGUUGUGCGUCCAGUUCCCAUGGAGCCUUCAAUGAAUUGUACCAGUGUUGAUGAGCAAACUUCUCCCCAGGCUUCAGUGAUAUGGGCAGGGGAAGCUUCAAACUCUGGUGUGCAGGCUGAACAGACGAUGAACACAGGCCUGUCAGAGCUUGAGGUUGAUAUACCUGGUUAUGUUUCCACACAAGACAGGUCUCAGUUUAAUGAAAGCCCCUCAAGUGUCAGUGAUUAUUAUAGAAACAGCAAGGAUGAUUCCUACUCAACUGUAGCAGAAGAUGCUAGUGAUCCAAAGCAGUUUUAUCACCAGAUUAUGUCAACUAUCAACCGUAUGCUGCAUAACAGCAAUAGUCAGAGUAAUGAAGCGACCAAUGGUCUAAAUGAAUCCGAGAUGGCUUUACAAGCUUCUGGACUGAAUGGUGGGGGAUCUCUCAACACAACAAUGUCUCCACACAUCAACUACGUAUCCAUGCUGCUGGGGUGUCAUUCAGACAACGGCCAGUCAAUGGAAAUCAACGCCAUGGCCAUGAAGUACCUUAACGAUGAUCAGCUGACAGAAAUAGCUAAACUCUGCCAGUCAGGGGGUGGCAAAACUCACCAAAUCCAGUACGCCGCCAAGAUGUUUCAGAGAGUUAUCUCCUCCUGUGAUCAGUCUACAGUUUCCCCCAAUGAUAUGACAAUCGGGACGAGGCAGUAUUUAGAAAAACAUGGCCUGCUGGGGAAUGACACUUCAAUCAUCGCCCCUACUCUAAGUAAUCAAUCAUCUGUCCAGGACAUGUUCCAACUCAAAACAGAAUUCAGCAUGAUAACAGACGUUUCCAAUGGAAACUGGGGGUCGCCUAAUCCAAAGUAUAGGCAGACACCUAAUACUAACCCUGCUUUAAAAGACACGUUAAGCAAACAGAAAGAAAAUAUUUCCCCUUCAGUUGCAGGCGAUCGAAACGAGAAGUGGUUACCAGGUCGUGGUAUACCAAGAGAUCUAGGUGCGUCUCCUGUACUGCAUGCGCCUAAAGAAUACAAUGCACGUCAAGCACUUGAUGAUUCUUUUACUCGCAUUAGGUUGAAUCAGAACGAACAGCUUAAAAAUGAAGCGGUACAAAAAAAGAACUCUUCAGAAAGUCUUCAACAAAAGGAGGAUAAAAUACUGGACAUUGAGAAGUUGAAACAGUUGCCAAAGUUGUUAUAGCAAAGUAUUUACAUAGUGUGUUGUAGGGAAAACUUGAGGAAAUGUGAAAUCUUUGAAAGGUAUUGGUGCACUUACUUGAUUCUUUUUUAAUCUUGUCUCAAUAGCUGCCAAAAAACACUUUGUUUUACAGAUCUGUAUUAUCCUUUAUCCAGGAUAAAGUAUGAAAUUCAAUUAUUUUUUAGCUGUUAAUCAAAUUAUAAAUUUAACGUUAUUUAUUUAUUCAUACUAAUUUUAUAAAUUGAUAACAAUAUAUACUUAAAUUAAUUUUCUAUUUUAUUCUUGUUGAACUGGAAGAGUGUGCAAAGGUCUGUUAAAUACAUUUGCAUUUUUUUCUUAAAUGCCAUUUUAAAAGCAAUAAACUAGUUUGAUAAUGUAGUUCAAAGAGAGAAACAAAAAAAUCUGAAUGAUUAAGUUGUUGUCUCAUAACCUGUACAUCUAUAAUUACUUCAAUCUUUGAACAUCAGUUGAACUUUGUUACAUUUUUUUUUUAUGGUUAGCACAGGUUUGUAAAUCAACUCUAAGCUUGUUAUUGCUGAAUAUUGGAAGGUGGGGGGAACAACUGGAAUAUAGUCAAAAGCAAGUCCUAUAUGUAUUUGUUAAUUUUUUUUUUUAAAAGUGUCAGUACAUUAUAGGUACUGAUGGACUGCAUGAUCGGUAAAAUGUGCUUCAGAGCAGUCGUUAUUCGUUAUACAUCAGCCUGUCUGUAUUACUUAUCUAGCCAUUAAAUAAAUGAAAGAAAAAUUGUCCUACCUCACAGAUAACUACCGAAAUGUACAUGGUUUAUAUUUACAUUCUCAAAUUUAAAUGCUAUCACUGUAGCAAAUCUUAUCCCUUUUUCUAAUUGAUAACUCUUUUAGUUACAUUUUUCUUGUAUAUUUUUUUAGUUUUUGUAGCUGGGAUCAAUUUAAAUUUAAUGUAUCAAUUUAUACUAACUUUUAAAAAAUCUUCAUUUAAAAUAUAUAAUUUAUCAAUUUAACUUUUUAUCUAUAUUUACUUUUUCUUAUCAGACAUUUGAUUUGUU